AUGGGGGUAACCCUGUACCUCCUCUUCACAUGCUUUACUUCCACUGUGUGGGCAGCUAAACGACCUUUCAACAUUCAAGAUGAUGUCCUGGCCUAUCCACAAAAUUUGUUCAAGUACCAAGUGCUCUAUCCUCAAGAAUAUAUCCUAGAUGCGCAAGCACAGGAAUUACUUGAAAAUCAGGUUUCCCUUUAUGACGAAGUUUCGAGUCUCAGAGCAAAUGCCCACGGCACCGAGGGUGUAGAGGCCGAAAAACCAGACAAGCCAAAAUACGCCUACGAAGAGAUGAUCUUAAAUGACCGACGGCUCCUCUGCCAGAUCCCGCAAGUCGCGCAGGACGAACUCAAUGCUACCGGUGUGACUCCAACCAGCGAGGCGGAUGAGAAAAAGGAGUUGGCUCGGGCCACGGACAGAGAGGGCUUGAACUUCUUCGCGAGCUUGAGGGCAAGUUUCCAUGCACUUCCCCCAGGCCGUGGGGUCUCUACAUAUCCCCCUACUGAGGAUCCAGACACUCAUUCCUUCAUUCUGGGACAGUUCCCGGGUCAUACGCAGAGUGGCGAGAAAUCCAGGGCAAAAGAACAUGACCCCAAAAAUGAGGUUGCAGAAUUACACACCAAGGGCGGCUCACGAUACCUCGUCCAGCAUUUGCGGGGCGGUACCAGGUGUGAUUUGACGGGCCGUGAACGCCGGAUCGAAGUACAAUUCCACUGUCAUCCACAAUCAACCGACCAAAUAGGCUGGAUUAAAGAACUUACCACGUGUACCUACUUAAUGGUUAUCUAUACCCCACGUCUUUGUGACGAUGUUGCCUUUUUACCGCCCCAGCAGGAUGAAGUUCACAGCAUCGAAUGCCGCGAGAUUCUUCAACCUGAAGAUGUCCCAGAAUGGGAGGCUGCAAAGGAAUGGUUCCGAACUCACCAACUUGCCGAAGCUGCAGCAGACCAUUCUGAAGUUCAAAUGGUUGGUGGAAUCGAAAUCGGUGGGCACAAACUCGUGGGCAUGGAAGGAAAGACGAUUGAGAAGGGCCGAGUGGUUUCUGCGGGCGAAGAGCAUGUGGAGAUCGUUGCGAAACGUGAGAACGGCGAGAUCCGACGCAUGUCUAAACAGGCCAUGAAGAAAUUUGAUCUUGAUCCAGAGAAGGUGGAAGAUAUGCGGAAGCAACUGGAGGAAUAUGCAGGCGAUAAUGAUUGGACACUUGAAGUCGUCGCAAGCAACGGCGUGAUCAAAUUCCAGGGCAUCGUUGCCGACGAGGACGACGAGGAAGAGGGGAACGUUGAUCCAAGGCCUCAUGAAGAAACUGCCCCUCGGCAAGCAGACGGCUCGCAUGCUAAAACCGAAGAUCGGAGCGCAGAACCUGGUGACCGUCCAUCCCAAAAACUCCCCCGCCUCAGAUGA
Molecule: messenger RNA, 1392 nt
Organism: Penicillium chermesinum
Lineage: Eukaryota; Fungi; Ascomycota; Eurotiomycetes; Eurotiales; Aspergillaceae
Exons: 3
Coding region: 1-1392 (463 amino acids)
Biological process (GO): endoplasmic reticulum unfolded protein response; retrograde protein transport, ER to cytosol
Cellular component (GO): endoplasmic reticulum lumen
Source: RefSeq, a predicted model, not a curated record